Molecule: messenger RNA, 2614 nt
Organism: Oncorhynchus mykiss (rainbow trout)
Lineage: Eukaryota; Metazoa; Chordata; Actinopteri; Salmoniformes; Salmonidae
Biological process (GO): negative regulation of transcription by RNA polymerase II; regulation of cytokine production; regulation of immune system process
Cellular component (GO): nucleoplasm
Molecular function (GO): DNA-binding transcription repressor activity, RNA polymerase II-specific; RNA polymerase II cis-regulatory region sequence-specific DNA binding
Source: RefSeq, a predicted model, not a curated record
GGAGAGGAAAGUUUUUAGCAAACAACAAAACAAGUCUUUCAAGUAGCUCGCUGUUUGUAGAAAAUUUGAUUUAGGUUUAGCCAUUGGUUUUCGUUCUACAUGGGACUGUGAAAUUCGUAGAGUUUAUCUGCUACAUAACUCACCGUUGACAGAUAGCUAGCUAGCCUAAUAACAUAGAUGGUAAAAACACAGAACUAGAUACAGCAGAGAUGGUAUCAAUCAACCCAGUGGACUCUGAUCCGGUACUCGGGAUCAACGUUGUGGUGAAGGAUGAAGACGGAGAGGUAGUGGAUUAUUUAGCUGAACCAAGGCUGUCCUGGUGUGUGAAAGAGGAACAAGAAGAGGUACCGUGUCACCUAGAAGAACACGGUGGCUGUAUAGACCAGGCUAUAGAUCCUUCAGAAUCACUCCAGAAGAAUCAGCGGAGUCACACCACUGAAACCAACUACCCUUGCUUAGCCUGUGGGAAGUAUUUCUACAACUCAUCAACCCUGCGGAGACACAUGCGUACUCACACAGGUGAGAGGCCGUAUCACUGCUCUGAGUGUGGGCGGAGCUUCAGUCACUCUGGCAACCUGAGGAGUCAUCAGGUGAUCCACACAGGAGAGAGACCGUACCACUGUCUGGUCUGUGGCAAGAGCUUCAGUCAGCCAGGAGGCCUGGCCAAGCACCAGAGAACACACACAGGAGAGAAGCCAUUCCACUGCACUUUCACAGAGUGCGGCAAGAGUUUCUCCAAGUUAGAACACCUACAGAUACACCACAGGACUCACACAGGAGAGAAGCCUUACCCCUGCUCUGCCUCUGACUGUGGAAGGAGAUUCUCCAACUCAGGCCAGCUGAUCCAACACAUGCGUACUCAUACAGGAGAGAGGCCGUACCACUGCUCAGAGUGUCUGAAGACCUUCUCCCACCCAGGAGCUCUAAAGGACCACCAGAGGAUUCACUCAGGAGAGAGACCCUACGUCUGUGCUGUCUCGGCCUGCGGUAAGAUGUUUAUAAACUCUGGGGCUCUGAAAAAGCACAGCCAGACCCACACAGGGGAAAAACCUCACUGCUGCUCUGACUGUGGGAGAGGCUUCUCCCAGCUGGCUCACCUCCAGGCUCAUCAGAGGACUCACACAGGGGAAAGACCCUAUCAUUGCUCCCUCUGUUGGAAGAGCUUUAUCCAACAAGGGCAUCUGGACAGGCAUAGACGCAUCCACCUAGCAGCGGACACACCUGGAGAUCAGUUAUCCCCUAGCAUCAGUCCAGAUCAGCACAUCAGACCGAUAGAUGAUUCACCUGAGGUCUUUGAUGAAGAGACUCUACCAGAACAACAUGUACAUCCUGAAUUAAUGAGUGACCUUGAAUGACUGGUUUGAUUGCAUAAUUCCAGACUGUGUCAAUUUUUACACUGUUUUUGCUUGUAUCUCACUGCUGCAUAAAACCAUUGGUGUUAUUAUUCUGUCAAAUAUCCUGCAAUACAUUAUGUGGAUGGAUGGAUUGGAUGAUUGAAUGGAUGGAUUGGAAUGGAUGGAUGGAUGGAUGGAUGGAUGGAUGGAUUGGAAUGGAUAGAUGGAAGAAUGGAUACUUCAGCUAAACACAACAUUUACACACUUUAGUGUUUUCCCUCUCAGUGAAUGUUGAACGUUUCAUCACAGUCUAGUUGAUAACAGCACGACUGGAUGUGUUGAACAUGUACAUGCUCUCAUGAAACAUGAGUCAAAUCAGUUGUUCUACUCUCAACCUUUGUUUAAAACAUGGAUUUAAAAUGAGAUAAUAUAAUACAUUGAGUUAAAUAGUAUUUCAAUUACUAUUAUGAGUGAAAAUUAUGAGGGAAAGAUGUGAUGCAAGAGGCCUCUAAUAAGGAUGUGAUGCAAGAGGCUUCUAAUAAUGAUGUGAUGCAAGAGGCUUCUAAUAAGGAUGUGAUGCAAGAGGCCUCUAAUAAGGAUGUGAUGCAAGAGGCUUCUAAUAAGGAUGUGAUGCAAGAGGCCUCUAAUAAGGAUGUGAUGCAAGAGGCUUCUAAUAAUGAUGUGAUGCAAGAGGCUUCUAAUAAGGAUGUGAUGCAAGAGGCUUCUAAUAAUGAUGUGAUGCAAGAGGCUUCUAAUAAGGAUGUGAUGCAAGAGGCUUCUAAUAAGGAUGUGAUGCAAGAGGCUUCUAAUAAGGAUGUGAUGCAAGAGGCUUCUAAUAAGGAUGUGAUGCAAGAGGCUUCUAAUAAGGAUGUGAUGCAAGAGGCUUCUAAUGAUGAUAUGAUGCAAGAGGCUUCUAAUAAGGAUGUGAUGCAAGAGGCUUCUAAUAAGGAUGUGAUGCAAGAGGCUUCUAAUAUGGAUGUGAUGCAAGAGGCUUCUAAUAAUGAUGUGAUGCAAGAGGCUUCUAAUAAUGAUGUGAUGCAAGAGGCUUCUAAUAAUUAUGUGAUGCAAGAGGCUUCUAAUAAGGAUUUGAUGCAAGAGGCUUCUAAUAAGGAUGUGAUGCAAGAGGCAUCUAAUAUGGAUGUGAUGCAAGAGGCUUCUAAUAAUGAUGUGAUGCAAGAGGCUUCUAAUAAUGAUGUACAGUAAAAUGAUGUAAAAAUACUUUUUUGACAUUUUUACAAGUGUAUUAAAAAUUACAAAUGGAAAUAUUACAUCAACAUAAG